This is a messenger RNA of Rotaria sp. Silwood2, 5739 nucleotides long. NCBI's taxonomy places the organism in Eukaryota, Metazoa, Rotifera, Eurotatoria, Philodinida, Philodinidae. The record is from the annotation of a GenBank genome assembly.
AUGCCACAAUUACUUUAUCAUCAUCAUCCACCACCGGAACCAACACCACCUAUUCCACCUCGUACUCGUUCACGGCCACCAUCUCGACAACAACAACAAACAGUUUCAUCAACAUCUAAUCAUCAACAAAAAAAUUUUUUUCGACUUGAUGAUUUACCAUCACCUGAUCGUGAAUGGCAAUUACUUGAAAAUAUUGGUGAUGGCACCUACGGCGAAGUAUUUCGUGCAAAAAAUAUUCGUAAUCCUGAUUUUAAUGCUGCUGUAAAAAUUAUGCAUCUAACUAAUGAAGUUCUCGAAGAAAUUGAACAAGAAUAUCGUGUACUUCUUGAACUUUCAAAUCAUGAAAAUCUUUGUCGUUUUUAUGGUGCUUAUUUAAAACGUGCUUCACCACCAUUACCACCUCCACCUCGUAAUUCAACUGUUUCAUCACCAACACUUAUUGAUAAAACAAGUCUUCUUUCAAUAGAAACGAAUUCAAUAAAUAGUUUUAUUAGCCCAACAGCAGCAUCUACAGCUUAUCAACUCGAUCAAUUAUGGUUAGUUAUGGAAUUAUGUACAAGUGGUAGUGUUACUGAUUUAGCUAAAUCAAUGCUUAAAGCAAAUGAACGUCUUGAUGAAUCUAUUAUUGCUUAUAUUAUACGUGAAACAUUAAAAGCUUUAUAUCAUCUUCAUUCAAAUAAUGUUGUUCAUCGUGAUGUUAAAGGUCAUAAUAUUUUAAUAACAGGGGAUGGUCAUAUUAAAUUAAUUGAUUUUGGUGUUAGUGCUUAUCUUAAUCCAACAAAUGGACGACGUAAUACAUCAGUUGGUACACCAUUUUUUAUGGCACCUGAAGUUAUUGCAUGUGAAAGACAAAUGGAUUGUAAUUAUGAUACACGUGCUGAUGUUUGGUCAACUGGUAUUACAGCUAUUGAAAUCGCUGAAGGUGAACCUCCACUUGCUGAAAUGCAUCCAAUGCGUGCACUUGUUUCUAUUCCUCGAAAUCCACCUCCAUGUUUACGUCAACCCGAAUCAUGGUCAAAUGAAUUUAAUGAUUUUAUUCGUCAAUGUUUAAUAAAAGAUUUUGAAGCUCGACCUACAGUUGCAUAUAUGUUAAAUCAUCCAUUUCUAACACAAAUACCUACCGAUGAUAUUGAAGCACGUCAUCAUAUUGUACAAAUUGUUCAACGUAAUAAACGUUGUUAUGAUUUAUGUGUUAAAAAAACAAGUCGUGAAACAUGUGGAGUUAAAAAUGGACAUAUUAGAGGAAAAUCAGAAACAUGUUCAUCAAUUGCUAUUGAAACAGCAACAGAAGCAUAUUCUCCAAAAGUUGAAUCAAUUAUUCAACCAUCAAAACGUAUGUUACAAAUGAUUAGUAAACCACAUGAAAAUCAUAAACGACCAGCACCACCACCACCUAUUGACAAUGGACAUCAUAAUCAAAGUUAUAAAACAAAACGAAAAUCUCAAUCACGACGACAACAAAAACAAAUAUCAAAUGAAAAUCGUUCAUCACAAUUUUAUUUAUGUGAACAAAAUUCUGAUGAUACACCUGUUCGUCAUCCUUCAUUAAAAAAGAAGUCUUCUAAUAAAUAUUUUUAUAAUUCAACAUAUGAUUCAUAUUAUCCAAAUAAUUCAAUAUCAACAGAUGAUUUAGCACAAUUAGAAAAUUUUGAUGAACAAUCAAUCAUGACUUAUAUGUAUAAUCGAUUUUUAUCAAAUCAAAUUUAUACUUAUAUUGGUGAUAUUCUUCUUGCUGUUAAUCCAUUUCGUGCAUUACCCAUAUAUGGUAAAGAUGCAAUGAUACGUUAUCGAUCAUGUAUAAAACGUGAACAAUCACCACAUAUAUAUGCUUUAGCAGAUUUUACUUAUCAAGCUAUGUUACAUGAUUUAGAAAAUCAAUAUAUUGUUAUAUCAGGUGAAAGUGGUUCCGGUAAAACUCAAUCAGCUAAUUUUCUUGUUAAACAAUUAACAUUUCUUGGCAAUGCACCAAAUAAAAGUUUACAAGAAAAAAUUCUACAAAUUAAUCCAUUAAUUGAAGGUUUUGGUAAUGCUCGAACAAUAAUAAAUGAUAAUUCAUCACGUUUUGGUAAAUAUCUUGAAAUGUUAUUUACAAAACAAGGACGUGUUACAGGUGCACGUUUAUCAGAAUAUUUAUUAGAAAAAACUCGUGUUGUUAAUCAAGGACGUGCUGAAAGAAAUUUUCAUAUUUUUUAUUAUUUAUUUCAUGGUUUAGCAUCAUCAUUACCAAAUGAUGAACAAGCUUUUUAUUUAUCAAAAAAUCAAAUAUAUAGAUAUUUAAAAACAGAUUUAAAUGAUGAACAAGAUUUAUCAGAAAAUUUUAAAGAAAAAUUUAAAACAAUUGAAAAAUGUUUUGAAAUUAUUGGAUUUCAAUAUGAUGAAAUUAAAUCAAUUUAUCGUAUAUUAGCUGGACUAUUACAUCUAGGAAAUAUUAAUUUUCAUCAAAAUGAAGGAUAUUUUAUUGAUGGUAAAACAUGUUUAACAGAUCGAUAUUUAUUAAAUAUUGUUUGUGAAUUAUUUGGUUUGGACAUAGCACAAAUUGAUUUAGCAUUAACAACAUGUAAUAUUGUUACACGAGGUGAAACUAUUCAACGCUCAACAACAUUACAAGAAUCACAAACAACAAGAGAUGCAAUGGCAAAAGCUCUUUACAAUCGUUUAUUUUCAUGGAUUGUUAAUCGAAUUUCCACACUUCUUUCACCAUCAGCUAUUAUUUCAAAAGAUAAAUCAAACAUAAUUAUAGAUGAAGACUCAAGUGCACGAUCAUAUACAAUUAAUAAUUAUAAUACAAAUAAUAAUAAUAAUCAAGAUGAUCAAAGUGAAAAUGAAGUUGAUGAAAAUUUCGAUACAGAAUAUGAUACAAAUAAUAUAAAUCUAACAAUGAUUACAUCAUAUCCACCACCAACAGUUAUGUGUGCUAUGCGUCGUACACUUGAUUAUCUUGAUAUGACACCAUCAUCAUCAACAUUUUUACUUCAAUUACAACAAUCUGAAGAUGAUAAUGAUGAUGAUAUUGAUGAUAAUCUUUUAAAUAUAAAUAAUAAUAAUAAUAUAAGUAAUAAUUCAUCACCAUCACCAUCACCACCAAAUCCAACUGAUAAUAAUAAUAAUAAUAAUAAUCGAACAUCGAAUAAAAUAAAUGAUUUAAAUAAUAAAUCAUUAUCUGAACAUUGUCAAAAUGAUGAUAAACCAAUUAAAAAUUUAAUUGAUAAUUGGACAAAAGUUGUUGCUGCAUCAUCAAAUGGUAUAUCAAUGAUUGAUAAAAAAAAUUUUUCAUCAAAACAUGGACGUUUAAAUUUAUCAAAUCGUGCAGCAAGUGAAAUAAAUUUAUCAUUAAGAAAACAAACAGUUGAAAAUAAUCUUAAAAAACAUUAUCAAUCAUCAAAUAAUCUUUCAAUAAAUACAAAACAAUUAUCAUCAUCACCAUCAUUAUCAAUUUCAACAAUUCAACAAAAUACAUUAUUAAUUCAACCAAUUAAUGAAUUAGAACAAGAUAAUAAUGAACUUAAAAUAGCUAUUUUAGAUAUAUUUGGUUUUGAAAAUUUUUCAACAAAUACAUUUGAACAAUUAUGUAUUAAUAUAGCUAAUGAACAAAUUCAAUAUUAUUUUAAUCAACAUGUUUUUGCAUGUGAAAGACAAGAAUAUAUUAAUGAAAAUUUAGCUGUUUUACCAUUACCACCUAAAAUGGAUUUUACAUUUUAUGAUAAUAGACCAUUACUUGAUAUGUUUCUCAGUAAACCAGUUGGAAUGUUAGCAUUAAUUGAUGAAGAAAGUCGUUUUCCAAAAGCAACUGAUUAUACAUUAGUAGAUAAAUUAAAUGCAAAUUUUUCCACUUCUCCAUUAUAUAUUCGUUCAAAAUCAAGUUUUUCAUCAAGUUCAAUAUCUUCAGCAUCAUCAUCAACACAUCAAUCAAUUCCUUCAUUUUCAAUAAUACAUUUUGCUGGUCAAGUUCAAUAUGAUGCACGUGGUUUUCUUGAAAAAAAUCGUGAUUAUUUAGCACCAGAAAUUAUUCAAAUUUUACGUUCAUCUAAUGUUCAAUUAAUUAGUACAUUAUUUCAAUUAUCAUUAACAAAAACGGGUGCAUUACAAGAAAAUGAAUCUCAACGUUAUAAUCCAAUGAAUACAGAAUCAAAUUUAGAUUUAACUAAUACAUUAAUGCCAUUAAAUGCUAGUCAUAAUCGUGUACAAGCAACUGUUUCAACUUAUUUUCGUUAUUCAUUAACAGAUCUUUUUUCAAAAAUGAUUCAUGGUUCACCAAAAUUUGUUCGUUGUUUUAAACCAAAUAAUGAUCGAAUACCAGGUUGUUUUGAUACUCAAACUGUUCUUGAACAAUUAAAAUAUAGUGGCAUUUUAGCAGCGGCAAAAAUACGUCGCUUUGGUUAUUCACAUCGUAUUCCAUUUGCAAAUUUUAUUCAACGUUAUUCAAUACUUGUCUAUCCAAUAACAAUCGAUUUACCAUUAACACGUGAAACUUGUGAAAAUAUUUUACAUAAAUUAAAAAUGCAAAAUUGGACAACUGGUAAAAGUAAAGUAUUUUUAAAAUAUUAUCAUGCUGAACAAUUAACACGUCUUUAUUCUGAUAUGGUUAAUGCUGUUGUAAUCAUCCAAUCCUAUGUACGUAUGCAUUUAGGACGUUUAUAUCUUAAACGUCGUCAGCAUAAACAUUCAAAUGAUAUAAUUAUUCAAGAACUUAAUCGACAUCCAAAAUUUUCACGAUCGAUGAUUACUGAUGAACAACUAAAAGAAAAAGCAAUUAUUUGUAUACAAUCAUGUAUACGUGGUUAUUUACAACGACGUUAUUUUACUCAAUUAAUAAAAAAACCUUUAACUAAAGAAACAGCUGCUAUUAUAAUACAAAAAUAUUAUCGUGGUUAUAUUUUUCGAAAAGCUUAUUAUAUGUAUAAACAACGUUUAACUAUUCUAAUGCUUUGUUUUCUACAACAAAUUGAAUUACUUAAUAAUGAUUUUUUUACAAAAACUGUUCGUACAAAUUAUUGUGUUUCAUUAAAAUCCAUUGAAACAAUAACAAAUAAUCAUGGUAAUAAUAAUAAACAAGCAAAUAAAUUUAUUCAACAUAUAUUUCCACCACCACCACCAUUACCAUUACCAUCAACAUGUGGAGCUUUUUCAUCACCAUUAUCACAUUCUGAUUCAUUAAAUCCAAUUAAAAUACCAAUAAAUUCAUCAUUAUCAUCAUCAAUAUUACCUCUUACAUCACGUUUAUCACCAAUACAUCAUAAUUUAAUUUUAACAUGUCAUUCAAAUCGAUCUCCAUCACCAACAUCAUCUGUUUCAAAAUUUGCUCAAGUUCGAGAUAUGUUUGCUCGUGCUCAAAUAACAACAUCUGUCAUAACUCAUCAUUCUAAUCCAAUAAAAAAUCAUAUACAAAUAAAUACAACAUCAUCACAAAUAAAUACAACAUCAUCCCAAAUAAAUUCAUCUAUUGAACAAAGUCGUAGUCCAAAGUCGACAACUGUUUUAAAUGCAGUACAAGAGUAUCAACGACAACAUAUUAAUAUGCAUCAACCUGUUGCUAAACGUUUUACUCAAUUAAAUAAUGGUGUUAAUUCUAAUGUUAAUCGUUCAUCAAAUAUUGGAGGAAUACGAGCACGUGUUAUUGGACAAUCGGCUUUAAAUAAUAAUAAAUUACAAAAUAAAUCAAAUCUACCUGCUUAUGCUACAUCAUCUCCAAAACAACAACCAAAACCUAUUGCACGAGUAAUCUUAAGUUAUAAUUAUUAA